Molecule: messenger RNA, 1458 nt
Organism: Punica granatum (pomegranate)
Lineage: Eukaryota; Viridiplantae; Streptophyta; Magnoliopsida; Myrtales; Lythraceae
Source: RefSeq, a predicted model, not a curated record
GGACUUGUCCUUCUCUCGGCGCAUAUAUAAAUCUCUCUCUCUCUCCCCGGUGUAGUCGCCCAAUUCUUCUUCGAGCUCUGAAGAUAGACGGAAAUGGCGAAGUCUCAGAUCUGGUUUGCCGUCGGGACCUUGGCGCUGCUGCUCGUCUCGGCGAUCGCCGAUGACGUCGUCGUGCUGACCGAGGAGAACUUCGAGAAAGAAGUCGGACAGGACAGAGCCGCUCUGGUCGAGUUCUACGCUCCUUGGUGUGGACACUGUAAAAAGCUUGCUCCAGAAUAUGAGAAGCUUGGGUCGAGUUUCAAGAAGGCAAAAUCUGUCUUGAUCGGAAAGGUGGACUGUGAUGAACACAAGAGCUUAUGUAGCAAGUAUGGAGUUUCUGGAUACCCAACUAUUCAGUGGUUUCCCAAAGGAUCCUUAGAGCCCAAAAAGUACGAAGGGCCACGGACAGCAGAGUCACUUGCUGAGUUUGUUAACAACGAAGGAGGCACAAAUGUGAAGAUAGCUGCGGUGCCAUCCAAUGUUGUGGUACUGUCUUCUGAUAACUUUGAUGAAGUGGUUUUGGAUGAAACAAAGGAUGUAUUGGUGGAAUUUUAUGCACCAUGGUGUGGCCACUGCAAAUCCCUUGCUCCUACUUACGAGAAAGUAGCCACGGCAUUUAAGUUGGAGGAAGAGGUUGUGAUUGCUAAUCUGGAUGCUGAUAAAUACAAGGAUCUAGCAGAGAAAUACGGUGUGAGCGGUUAUCCUACAUUGAAAUUUUUCCCUAAGGGCAACAAAGCUGGUGAAGAGUACGAGGGUGGAAGGGAUUUGGUUGACUUUGUGAAUUUCAUAAAUGAAAAAUGUGGAACCAGUAGGGACGAAAAGGGACAGUAUACCUCUAAGGCUGGUCUUGUUGAAAGCUUGAGCACAUUGGUGAAGGAGUUGGUGGCCGCUAGUGAUGAGGAGAAGAAAACCAUCUAUGCUAAGAUAGAAGAGGAGGUUGACAAGCUCAAGGGUUCCACUGCCAAGUACGGGAAGAUCUACCUGAAAGCUGCUAAGAAUUCUAUGGAGAAGGGUUCUGGUUAUGCCCAGAAAGAAAUUGAUCGCCUUCAGCGCAUGCUUGAAAAGUCAGUCAGUCCUGCCAAGGCAGAUGAGUUCGCCUUGAAGAAAAAUAUCCUCUCGGCAUUCGCAUAAUCGCAGGAAUCACAUAAACGGGAAAAGGCGGGAAUCAUAAUCCCUUUUGGCAGGGUUUAGUUUUUGACGUGCCUUAGUUUUCGUCCCCCUUGAUUGAUUUAGAGUGCUCGGUUCUCGGAUAUCCUUAAUGACAUUUUACAUGUAAGACUUCAUUUUGCUGAGCGCAGAAGUAGACUUGUUUCGGAAUCAUAUGUAGCAAUGAGUUGGUGCUUUUUGGUUUGCCCUCUAAUUUGAUCCUUUAUGUACACGGUUGAAGUUGAUUAUGGAAUCUUAGUUGAUGUUCGGUAA